Sinocyclocheilus anshuiensis is the source of this 6961-nucleotide messenger RNA. RefSeq names its product ATPase plasma membrane Ca2+ transporting 2 (gene atp2b2). NCBI's taxonomy places the organism in Eukaryota, Metazoa, Chordata, Actinopteri, Cypriniformes, Cyprinidae. The record is from RefSeq and is a predicted model, not a curated record. The transcript is spliced from 23 exons. Bases 483 to 4241 code for a protein of 1252 amino acids. Gene Ontology annotation, cellular component: postsynaptic density membrane; intracellular membrane-bounded organelle; plasma membrane. Gene Ontology annotation, biological process: regulation of cytosolic calcium ion concentration; calcium ion transmembrane transport. Gene Ontology annotation, molecular function: P-type calcium transporter activity; ATP binding; ATP hydrolysis activity.
AUGGUUGAGGCUGUGUGUGUGCGCGUCUCUCGGUACAGAUGCUGAAGGGUGAUUUCUCUUCUCUGUGACUCACAGCGUUGUGGAUUUGACAUGAUCGUCUGGUUCAGAGUAAUGGAGCGGAUCACCAUGUAGACAGCAGCCGUCGGGAAGCAGGUAGAAUGGGAAACCACGUAUGGAGAGCCGCCGGUCUGCAGCCGUGGUGAGCGGAGACAUCCUCAGGACUUCAGCCGGGAUCUCGCGGAUGGCUGUCGCGUUCCCGCUCACGUAACGCCGAGGAGCCUCUCGUCAACUGCGGACAGCGGACAGGAUCUGUUUUCUUCUUCAUCCUCUUCUCUCACCUGCUGUUCUCUCCUGCAUUGCUCUCGUUUUUUUAGACACCUGUUCUCCAGCCGCACCAGGGACUCCUUCUCUGCCCCGUGCGGCGUUUUCUCCAUUUUUCCUAUCCGCUUUGAAGAAAAGCUACCAAGCAAUACUCAGCCACCAUGGGGGACAUGACAAACAGCGAUUUUUACACCAAGAACCAAAGAAACGACAGCAACCAUGCGGGGGGAUUUGGAUGCUCGCUCAUGGAGCUGCGUUCCCUCAUGGAGCUCAGAGGAACGGAGGCGGUGGUCAAAAUUCAGGAGGACUACGGAGGUGUUGAGGGACUGUGCCAGAGGCUGAAAACCUCGCCGACAGAGGGUUUGGAUGGAGUUACCACAGAUCUAGAUAAAAGAAAAGAAGUCUUCGGGCAAAAUCUUAUACCUCCAAAGAAGCCAAAAACUUUUUUACAGUUAGUGUGGGAAGCAUUACAAGACGUGACCCUCAUUAUCCUGGAGAUUGCAGCGCUGAUCUCUCUGGGACUGUCCUUUUAUCAGCCGCCUGGAGAGGGCAGCGAGUCCUGUGGGACGGCGAAUGCGGGUGCGGAGGACGAGGGGGAGGCGGAGGCCGGUUGGAUCGAGGGGGCUGCUAUCUUACUCUCAGUGGUCUGUGUUGUUCUGGUCACGGCCUUCAAUGACUGGAGCAAGGAGAAACAGUUCAGGGGUUUACAGAGCCGCAUCGAACAGGAACAGAAAUUCCAGGUGGUGCGAGGAGGGCAGGUCAUCCAACUUCCUGUGGCAGAUAUUUUGGUUGGCGAUAUUGCACAAAUCAAGUAUGGUGACCUGCUUCCAACUGAUGGGGUCUUGAUACAAGGCAAUGAUGUGAAGAUUGAUGAGAGUUCUCUGACAGGGGAAUCUGACCAUGUGCGCAAAUCUGCAGAUAAAGACCCCAUGCUUCUCUCUGGCACCCAUGUGAUGGAGGGCUCAGGUCGAAUGCUGGUCACGGCUGUCGGAGUGAACUCUCAGACUGGGAUCAUCUUCACUUUGCUCGGUGCUGGAGGAGAGGAGGAAGAGAAAAAAGAGAAGAAAGGUCAGGCUCUGGAGGAUGGCCAUCAGCUGGCAGACUGCUCCCAUCCCUCCUCACACCCCAUCGCAACUAUAGCUACCGAUGGUGCGGCAAGCGCAAAUGCCCCUGGUAAUACCAGCCUAGUCAAUGGUAAAAUGCAGGAUGGAAAUAUGGAGAACAACCAGACCAAAGUGAAGAAGCAGGACGGUGCUGCAGCAAUGGAGAUGCAGCCCUUGAAGAGCGCAGAGGGCGGAGAGGCCGAUGACAAAGAGAAGAAGAAAGCCAAUGUCUCCAAGAAAGAGAAAUCCGUUCUGCAGGGAAAACUGACCAAGCUGGCCGUGCAGAUCGGCAAAGCAGGUUUGGUGAUGUCUGCCAUUACAGUCAUCAUCCUGGUGCUUUACUUUGCAAUCGAUAACUUUGUGCUUCUGAAGAGGCCGUGGCUGCCGGAGUGUACGCCGAUCUACAUUCAGUAUUUUGUCAAAUUCUUCAUCAUUGGCGUUACAGUGCUGGUGGUGGCUGUUCCUGAAGGCCUUCCGCUGGCUGUCACCAUCUCUCUGGCCUACUCGGUGAAGAAAAUGAUGAAGGAUAACAAUUUGGUACGCCAUCUGGAUGCUUGUGAGACCAUGGGCAAUGCCACAGCUAUCUGCUCAGACAAGACUGGCACACUGACCACCAACCGAAUGACAGCAGUGCAAUGCUAUGUGGGCGAUGUCCACUACAAGGAGAUACCAGACCCCAGCUCCAUCCCACCCAAAACUCUGGAAAUACUGGUCAACGCUAUAUCCCUCAACAGCGCCUACACUACUAAAAUACUGCCUCCAGAUAAGGAAGGAGGUCUUCCCAAACAAGUGGGCAACAAAACCGAGUGCGGCCUGCUGGGUCUGGUCCUGGACCUGAAACGAGACUACCAGACCAUCCGGAACCAGAUCCCAGAGGAGAAACUCUACAAGGUGUACACCUUCAACUCCGUGCGGAAGUCCAUGAGCACCGUCAUCAAGCUUCCAGACGGCAGCUUCAGAAUGUACAGCAAAGGAGCGUCCGAAAUCGUCCUUAAAAAGUGUAGUGUCAUUCUGAACGAGACGGGCGAACCCCGCGUCUUCAGACCGAGGGACAGGGACGAGAUGGUGAAGAAAGUAAUCGAACCCAUGGCCUGCAAUGGGCUCAGAACCAUCUGCGUGGCCUACCGCGACUUUCCUGCAGACCCGGAGCCCAACUGGGAGGACGAGAACAACAUUUUGACUGAGCUGACCGCAAUAUGUGUUGUUGGAAUUGAGGAUCCUGUCAGACCUGAGGUGCCCGACGCCAUCCUGAAAUGCCAGCGUGCUGGAAUCACUGUGCGUAUGGUGACAGGAGACAACAUCAACACGGCACGAGCCAUCGCUAUCAAAUGUGGCAUCAUCCACCCCGGAGAAGACUUCCUGUGCAUCGACGGGAAGGAGUUCAACAGGAGGAUCAGGAAUGAGAAGGGAGAGGUUGAGCAGGAGCGCAUUGAUAAAGUGUGGCCUAAACUGCGAGUGCUUGCCAGAUCCUCACCGACGGACAAACACACGCUGGUCAAAGGUAUUAUUGACAGCACUCUGGUGGACCAGCGGCAGGUGGUUGCUGUAACUGGGGAUGGAACCAACGAUGGACCGGCCCUCAAGAAGGCAGAUGUCGGCUUUGCCAUGGGAAUCGCAGGGACAGAUGUGGCCAAAGAGGCGUCUGACAUCAUCCUGACGGAUGAUAACUUCUCCAGCAUCGUGAAGGCCGUGAUGUGGGGACGCAAUGUCUACGACAGCAUCUCGAAGUUCCUCCAGUUCCAGCUGACCGUUAACGUGGUGGCUGUGAUUGUUGCCUUUACCGGAGCCUGUAUAACCCAGGAUUCUCCUCUGAAAGCAGUGCAGAUGUUGUGGGUGAACCUGAUCAUGGACACGUUUGCAUCUCUGGCUCUGGCCACUGAACCGCCCAACGAGGCUCUGUUGAUGAGGAAACCCUACGGCCGAAACAAACCCCUGAUCUCCAGCACCAUGACCAAGAACAUCCUGGGCCAUGGCGUGUACCAGCUCAUCAUCAUCUUCACACUGCUGUUUGUGGGCGAGCAGAUCUUUGACAUUGACAGUGGCAGGAACGCGCCGCUGCAUUCUCCUCCAUCUGAGCACUACACCAUCAUCUUCAACACCUUCGUCAUGAUGCAGCUCUUCAACGAGAUCAACGCACGCAAGAUCCAUGGAGAGAGGAACGUGUUUGACGGCAUUUUCAGAAACCCCAUCUUCUGCUCCAUUGUUCUGGGCACUUUCGCCAUUCAGAUCGUGAUUGUUCAGUUUGGAGGGAAACGCUUCCGUGUACAACAUCUGUUGCUAUCAGGGGUUCUAAUAUCCAUACACGUGUGUCCUGCUCUGGGUCAGGUUAUCUCAACAAUCCCAAACAGCAAGCUGAGGUUCCUCAGAGGGGCUGGUCAGCUGUCAAAGAAGGAUGAAAUGCACGAGGAGGAGAUGAACGAGGACCAGGAGGAGAUCGAUCACGCUGAGAGGGAGCUGCGGCGAGGGCAGAUCCUCUGGUUCAGAGGCCUCAACAGAAUCCAGACUCAGAUACGUGUUGUGAACGCAUUUCGUAGCUCCCUCUACGAAGGCUUGGAAAAACCCGAAUCCAGAACCUCCAUCCACAAUUUCAUGACUCAUCCAGAGUUUAGAAUAGAGGACUCCACACCUCACAUUCCUCUCAUAGACGACACCGACAUUGAUGACGAGGCAGCCAGGAAGAACUCCAGUCAGCCCUCAUCUCCCAACAAGAACAACAACGCCAUCGACAGUGGCAUAAACCUGACGACCAACAUGAGUAAAUCUGCUGCUUCCUCCAGUCCCGGGAGCCCGCUUCAUAGUCUGGAGACAUCACUUUAGCCACCUCGCGUGGGAGACCGCUCAAGAAUCAUCUUAGACUCUACGUUUAAAAGCGCUCCGGAGUGCACACGAACGCGGAUCGUGUACUGUUGACUGUAUGUGUGGUCGCGCCACAUUCUUUUAUCGAACGCAUGAACGACGACUGACUCGGACGAUCGCGGAGCGUCUCGAGAAACAAUACAAGAGCGCAAGCGCACCGCUCCCACUUCCUGAGGAAACGACUACGAGUAAUUUAAAUCGAAUUCAGCUAUUAUCGUUGCUCCUGCAUGAAUGUACAUUACCCAGGUUUUUAUUUGGAAACCUUUAUUUUUAUUUAAACGGUUUUGAUUUGAUUUGAUGGGAUGUGCAGUGGACUGCUAUUUUAAGACGGCUUCUCUGAUUCACUGAUCUGUGAGUAUUGUGUGUGGCAUGUAUCUAAUUGUAUAGAUUUAUUUGGUUAUUGAUUAAGGUGUAUCCAGGUCGCAGGACUCCGAACUUGCACAGUAGAUUUGCACCUGUCGGAAAAAGAGAAACCCAUUAGAAUUUAUUAAGCGUACAUAUAUAUUUAUUGACAUAUUAUAAAUAUAUAUUUACAGAUUUUAUCUUUAUUUGUUGGCAUGUUGCCUUGUUCUGCUUCAAUAACUACUUUAACUUAUUUAUGUCCUAAAGAGAAUGUAAUUUGUUUACAAACCUGUAGAUACAUCCUGGUUUCUUUGUAGGGUUUAAAACUUCUUUGUAGGGUUCGAAACCACGCAGCAGACAUAGUUGGAACAGCUCACGUUGUUCGGUACUCCUGUAAUAUCGGACUUUAGAUGUUUUAUUUCCAAUUGUGCGCUGGACUUGCCUGCUAUUCCGUCAAAUAAUGUAGAUAUUUUUAGAAGAUAACAAAAGAAACCAAAACAAGUGUCGGGAUCGACGGCUCCGAGCACCCCGAAAACAUCCAAUCGGUUUGGCUGGCUUCGAAGGUUUCGGCGAUGAACUUGUGGUCGGCAGAUAUAUCAGGUUGGAUUUAAAUAUCUUCUUUAGAAGUACAUACUAUUUAACAUAAAAUAGUUUCAGUUCCGUGUGACCAUCAGAAGCUGCGAUGGGUUUUAUGUUGGAAACAUGUAAACUAAGUUAUAUCUGGCAUCUCUGUAUGGAAAUCAAAAUUGUGUUCAAAUAUUGUGAUUUAUUGUGUUGAUUCUUCUUUUUGACAUUUAAUUUGUAUAUUUCUUUUGGUUAAAGGAAAUGAACCCAGCUGCUGAGCUGACGACACUUUGAACAACUGAAUUAUGAAUUAUCAUGUAACGAAACUAAAAGAAGGACUGUUGCUUUUGACUCUUUUCUUAAAAAAAAAAGAAAAACCCAAACCAACAACAAAAAAAAUAUCUAUAUAUCUAUAUAUACAUUUAUGAUCCUUUUCUGCACUAUCCGGAUAUGAAUGAAUUUCUGUGGUGUAAAUUUAGAUGUGCUUCUGUGUUCAAAUCAAGCUUGUCUUCCUGCAGUCAGUAAAUAUACUCUAGCAUCUCAACAGUAUUCACUAGUCGUUAACUAUUUAUUGUACUCUAGAAGCAAAAGGACAAACGGGGGUCUGUCGGAAGGCACACUUAUGAAGUCGCCCAUGUAUUCAUUUAUGUUCUUUGGAAUUGGAAAGGCAUGAUGUCAUACACUUAAUAUGCAACUCAUUUUUCUCCAUCGUUCUUAAAUUGAACUUUUUUGACAGUUUUACUCAUCAAGAUAAGGUGCACAAGCUUUAACUGUUAGCUCAGGCAUACUCAACGAGAGAAAUAUAUACGUAAAACAGACAGAUUUGUAUUUUUUUCCCCAGAAAUCGUUUGCCCUUUAUCAUGUUAAAGGUAUAGUUUACUCACCCUCACGCCGUUCCAAAAGCACCAUGAAAGCUUCAGAGAAGUGAGCCGCAUGACUUCUAUUCUUCUAAAGACAUAUGAAACAACAGAAGCAGAUUAAAAUAAAGGAAUUAUCUACAGAAAAUCACGACCUUCGUGAGAGAGCUAAUGAUGAACAAACUGAUCUUUUCAAUUGAUCGGCUGAUGGGUGAACUAUCCCUUUAACACGUCAAAGCCUCAUUCACAAUCAUUCUGUGCACUGACCAAAAGAAUCACCUCUGACACGUUGAAAGGCGCUGCAGGGGAGUUUGUCUGAAAUGUGCGUGGACUGCAAUGACUCCAGAAGAGAUCUUUUACGGUAUGACUGGCCACUUCAGUUGAAUUCAGUUUAGUUCUGCGCCCUGUGUUGACGGGCCUAAUAACGGAUGCAGUUUAAAAUGUUUAACCAAUAAACCAGAAGGAUGACAGCAUUCUAAUAAUCACGAAUAAUAUUUCUUGCAAUACAUCAGCUUCUAUGUACUGUACUUAGCAGCAUGCGUUUUGUGGAACAAAGAGCAUACGACGCCACAGGUACUUUUGGCGCACUAGCAAUUUAUGGGUAAAUGAAAAGUGUUCAUCCAUCUUGUUUUUAUGAAUUUUAUAAUCUAUACAAUAAUUGUAAAUAAAAAACUCAUUGUCUUUGUUCAUUUAAUACUAUGCAAAAAGCUUUCUGAUUGUUUCUCAUCUACCCUAGAGUGUGUUGCUGGAAUGUUCGUGGUCUCCAAGUCAGUGAAACUACAACAACAACAAAAAAAUUGUGAUGUAAAUGAUUUUCUAGCCUGAGAACAUGAACUGACUCUUGUUGCUUCACUGUCCAUACCACGAUUCCAGACAGGAGCGCAAGUGAUACAAAUGAAAUGAAGGAAAAAAUGACAA